AUGUAUAAGGACAAUAAUGUCCAUAGUGAUUGUAAAGUUGAUAUAUUGCACGACGAACUUCCGAAAAAUCAACAAAACGGAACGCAACCUCGCAUUUUUAUCAAGAAGUGCGCAAUCGGGGUCAUGAUUAACACUUUGUUGGCUUCGAGCUACUGUCCAUCGUCCAUUGUUACUGUUAUUUCCAGUAACGUCCUAUGGAGGUUAGAAGACCAAAGGAACAUGGGAUCAGUUAUCAAGAUGGAAACUCUGCAAGAUCGAGCCCGGAGAAAAUCCCGGACUUCCCUUAAAAUCUUCAAGGAAACUCACCGCAUCGUACCGGAGCCGAGAACGAAACGGCGCGGCGGGAGGGAGAGGAAGGGAGAAAGGGAAGAGAAAAGCAUUGCUACAGGCGUCAGGAUGAAGGGUACUGAAAGAUUCUUGGCGCAGUUGUGCUCGCUCCCUUGUACCGUUCGCUUCACCAAAGCAGCAGCCUCUAUUCAUCCCCCGGUGCGCAUCGUCGUCGGCGUGAGUGAGACGACCGCAAACUCGCAAAUCGACGACGGCCAGAAAGAGCACGGUGGAGCCCCCAGAGCAGCGUGA
This is a messenger RNA of Trachymyrmex cornetzi, 579 nucleotides long. RefSeq lists its product as uncharacterized. The record is from RefSeq and is a predicted model, not a curated record. Bases 1 to 579 code for a protein of 192 amino acids. Lineage: Eukaryota; Metazoa; Arthropoda; Insecta; Hymenoptera; Formicidae. The transcript has 5 exons.